This is a messenger RNA of Fulvia fulva, 1143 nucleotides long. Its product is annotated as 54S ribosomal protein L17, mitochondrial. The record is from RefSeq and is a predicted model, not a curated record. Bases 1 to 1143 code for a protein of 380 amino acids. Lineage: Eukaryota; Fungi; Ascomycota; Dothideomycetes; Mycosphaerellales; Mycosphaerellaceae. Gene Ontology annotation, molecular function: structural constituent of ribosome. Gene Ontology annotation, cellular component: mitochondrial large ribosomal subunit. The transcript has 3 exons.
AUGAGUGUCAGUCAGCAGGGAGCGAGGCGACUGGCGUCUAGCAAUGUCCUCUCACGCGACACGGUAUGCUCCUCAUGUCGGCAUCGGAUAUCGAACACGACAUCGAGACGACACGCUUCGGCGGCAGUGGAUACCGGAGGAGCCCGCACGGGACAGCCAGAACCAACAGAGCCUGCCACAGCGACAGGGCCCCAGAAAGCAUUCAGGCUCGCCUGCAGUCCAGUACUAUCACGGUCGCCUCUAAUUACACGGGAACUCACAUCAUUCGAGAAAGCAUUCUACCUAUAUCAAAAACGACUUAACGAGCGACUCGCAUUACCCUUCACACGAUACUUUUACUACAAGAAGGGCACGCCGGCAGAUGUCGAAUGGAAACGGAAAGCCAAGGCGCGGAAAGGUGUCGCAGCGAGAGACAUUGGCCUGUACAAUGCGUAUACCGAAGAAAGCUGGAACGAUGAAGUGCUUGUUGGAAGUCGAUUGGGAGAGCCGGAUGAGGUUGUGGAAAGACUGAUCCGAGAUGCUCAAGGCAAAGACAUUGAGCAGGCACAGUUGCAAGGCGACGCAGAAGCCGGCAAGACGGAGAUCAGCGGUGAUGCGAAAGCUGGCGAGGGUGUGAGGAAGCCAGUGGGCGAAGUUGCUGUGGAACGACCUGCGCCGCGCACCACAGAAGCGGACCAGAAGAACGACCUGCGGAGUCUGAGCAGGAGGCUCGACCGAGCAUUGUAUUUGCUCGUAAAGCGGAAGGAUGGUUCAUGGCGCUUUCCUGAGGACAGAGUGUACGGGAGGGAGAAUCUGCACCAGGCAGCCGAACGCAUCUUGGUACAAGCAGGCGGUAUCAACAUGAACACAUGGGUCGUCAGCAACCAUCCAGUCGGCCACUUCGCUCGUUGGUACUACGCAUCGCCAAUCUUGUCGAAGAUCCCACCAAAUCGUCUCGUCAGCACGUCCAUGGAAGAGGUAGCGCAAGAAGAGCAUGGAGAGAAGGUCUUCUUCAUGAAGUCACGGAUUUUGGCCGGCCAAGCAGACAUCUCGAAGAAUGAGCUAGGCGAUCAGGAGUUCCAGUGGCUGACGAAAGAGGAGAUUCAAACGAUGGUGACUCCAUCAUACUGGUUUCACAUCAGGAAUAUGCUCACCGAGCGGUGA